Pogona vitticeps (central bearded dragon) is the source of this 755-nucleotide messenger RNA. RefSeq names its product NADH:ubiquinone oxidoreductase subunit A11 (gene NDUFA11). Gene Ontology annotation, biological process: mitochondrial electron transport, NADH to ubiquinone. Lineage: Eukaryota; Metazoa; Chordata; Lepidosauria; Squamata; Agamidae. The record is from RefSeq and is a predicted model, not a curated record. Gene Ontology annotation, cellular component: respiratory chain complex I; mitochondrial inner membrane.
GGUACGUGUCUCUUCCCCCGGCGGACUCCAAGCCACUCUCGCGAGACUUGGGGAGAGAAGGGAACCAAGAUGUCCGAGUACUGGAAGGACCCAGAGGGCACCAAUUGCCCCAAGAAGAUCUCGGUCACCACUAGCCUUUCGGCCGUCGUCGGUCUGCUCGCCUCCUCCUGCCAGGUGGUGCUCCACCCAUCAGACAUCGUCUUGAAGUCGGUCCAGAGGGUGGCGUCCACGACCCUCACCAUGGCUGCUGUGGGCGCCAUUUUCGGGGCAGUCACGUGCACCACCGCGAAGGCGAGCAAGGAUCCCGACAGCCCCCUCAACUACUUUGCCGGAGGCUGUGCCGCGGGCACCAUGUUUGGGGCCAGAGCUCACAGCUUCGCCGUCGGCACAGCCGCCUGCGUCAGCCUCGGCACUGUCGCCACUGUGGUCAAGUUGGGCAAGAUCGAAGGAGCAACACUGUUUGGCCCACCGAAACUCUAGGCCCCCAACUGACCGACCGCCUCCAACUUCCCUAUUCCUGUAUGGUAAAUAUUGCCCGGGGUACGCCUUCCACCGGAACUCGGCCGAGACUCACCGAUGCUCGUAAGCAGCAGAUGGCAAACCCCUCAUCUGUAGAGGACAGAGAGCGCCGGCUUUGUUUCUGAAAUCCUGCAGGACUACGUGACCCUCCCUCUGGUCCUCGGAGGGAAAUUUGGCCGUGAAUAAAGCGCCAGGCCCUGUGGUCCUUCCUCCUGGGCUUGGCUUUCUUCCCUCCA